This is a messenger RNA of Podarcis muralis (Common wall lizard), 2336 nucleotides long. The record is from RefSeq and is a predicted model, not a curated record. Lineage: Eukaryota; Metazoa; Chordata; Lepidosauria; Squamata; Lacertidae.
CCCCCUCCCUGCUGAUGACACUGGAACCUCCUUAAGUUCUGUCUCGCCGCAGCUGUCUGUGGAUACUGAGCCGGCUGGCGCCAUCCUGGUUCUUUCAGAAAUAAUGCCUUCUCUUUAAAAAGAAAAAAAGAAAAAAGAAAAGCAAAAGAGAGAGAGAGAGAGAGAGGGAGGGAGGGAAGGAAGGAAGGAAAGGGGGAGGGCAGGCGGGCAGGCGAGAGGUGGAGUGAAAUGAGGAGGACGAUUUGAGCCGAUCAAGUUUUCCCUGGCUUUUUUCGCACAACUUUUCCGCGGGUGCUUCUGUAUUCGUUUUUCCCCCUUCCUUUCUUGUCUUCCUUCCUUCCUUCCUUUUCGGGCUCCUCGCACCCCGUGGUUUCUCCUCCCUUUCUCGUUUCUUCAGCAUGCUCUUAGAAAUAGCAUUUUAAAACGUCCGCCAAGUUUUUUUCUUUUUUUGGGGGGGGGGCAACGCUUGCUGGUUUUUGAAAGGGGGAGGAGGAGGAAGAGGAGGAGAGAUGCUCCCCGCCGCAAAAAGCAGCCCCCGCCGACCAACGCACUCCAAAACAACCUAAAAAAAAAGGGGGGGGGAAGGAAGGCGAGAAGAGGGGAAAAGUAAUCUCUUCAAAAAACCAGAAAAUCAAUACAAGAAUAAAACAAAAGCGAACUUCUCACCGCCGCUUCUGCAGGUGAAAUUGGCCAGACAGGAGACUUUGCGGGAAUCGGUGUAUUUCUUUUUUUUAAACCUAAGAGAGGGAGAGAGGCGAGAGGGUAGGACAGCGCGGCAGCGCAGGCUGAGCGCUCAGGGAUCCCUGCGGCCAAUUUCCCCGCGAGGCUGCGGAGAUCGAAAGAGAAAGAAGCGAGAUGGUGCCUUCGCUGGGCGGAUAGGUGAUCGACCCAAGGCCGGCAAGCUCUCUCCGAGAAAAGGAAAACUCCUCUUGCCUCUCGUUGCUUUGCAGGCUCUCCCGGCCCCCCCUCUCUCUCCAACCACCCCCACCCAUUUUGGGGGAGAUGGUUAUUUAAGCAACAUCUUUCCCCUGUACCUAGACACUCUCCAAAUCUCUCCCUCUCUCCAGUCCUUCGGGAGACUCACUUUGGCGAACUUUUUUUUGUGUGUGUGUUUAAUUAAUUCAGGUGUUGGCAUUUGUAAAAAGUGAUUUCCCCACCUCGUUGUCUCUCCCACCCCCCGCUCCAUUAAAAGAAAAAAUAUUUUUAUUUUUUUUGCACUGGUGUGUGUGUGAGAGAGAGAGAGGGGAAGAGAGAGAGAGGCCAGAAAAAACCUUCGUUGCAACCGACCAACUCAAACCCAGCCGCCACUGAUCGUGAGAACAGGAUGGAAGUAAGCACGGAUCAGCCCCGGUGGGUAAGCCACCACCACCCGGCCGUCCUCAACGGGCAGCACCCGGACUCCCACCACCCCGGACUGGGCCAUUCCUACAUGGAUCCCACGCAGUAUCCUCUGGCGGAGGAAGUGGAUGUACUUUUUAACAUCGACGGGCAAGGCAACCACGUCUCUCCGUAUUACAGCAACUCGGUUCGGGCGACGGUGCAGCGCUACCCCCCGGCCCAUCACGCAGGUGGUCAGGUGUGCCGUCCGCCAUUGCUGCAUGGUUCUCUCCCUUGGCUGGAUGGGAGCAAGGCUUUGGGAAGCCACCACAGCACCGCCCCAUGGAACCUCAGCCCCUUCUCCAAGACCCCCAUCCACCACAGCUCGCCUGGACCUCUCUCCGUCUACCCUCCGGCGUCCUCCUCCACUUUGUCUGCGGGCCACUCCAGCCCACACCUCUUCACCUUCCCGCCGACCCCUCCCAAAGAUGUCUCCCCGGACCCCUCCAUCUCCACCCCAGGCUCCACUGGGUCCAGCCGGCAAGAGGAAAAAGAGUGCAUUAAGUACCAGGUGUCUCUGGCUGAAACCAUGAAGCUGGAGUCUUCUCAUUCCCGAAGCAGCAUGGCCUCAUUAGGAGGGGCCUCUUCCUCAGCUCAUCACCCCAUCUCCACUUACCCUUCCUACGUCCCUGAAUACGGCUCUGGACUUUUCCCUCCCAGCAGCCUGCUGGGGGGAUCGCCGACCGGUUUCGGGUGCAAAUCCAGACCAAAAGCACGUUCCAGCACAGUCAGCGGCAAGAAGGGCAGGAACAUCGUGCGCAAAUUGCCAGACCACCACCACCACCCUGUGGAGGAGGAACGCCAACGGAGACCCCGUCUGCAACGCCUGUGGGCUGUAUUAUAAGCUCCACAAUACCCCUGACUAUGAAGAAGGAAGGCAUCCAGACCCGAAACCGAAAAAUGUCUAGCAAGUCGAAAAAGUGCAAAAAGGUCCACGACACCUUGGACGAUUUCCCUAA